AUGUCCCUUGCUCCACGUGGAAACAACUCUCAUGAUAACGAAAUGAUGCAUCAUGCCCACAUAAUAUAAACCCCGCACAAACCUUCCUCCGUCCUUUUUUUGUUUUUUUUUUCCUCCUCCUCCACCUUCCCGACAUGUUAUAUCAGAGAAGGACAAUUUCGACUCAAUGAUAGUUCACAAGCUAUGGCCAUCUCAGGCUCAGAGACCCCAUCACAAGCCUCACCGCCAACGCCAACGCCAACGCCAACGCCAACGCCAACGCGGCCGCCGCCUCCGACGAUGGCGGCCACAGCAAAGGCACCUCCUUUGAUUGAAGUGGAGACUGCAAAAUGUGUUUCUUGUGGAUUCACAGAGGAAUGCACCCCUGCAUAUAUCCUCCGGAUUCGAGAACAGUACCAAGGGAGAUGGAUUUGUGGGCUCUGCAUUCAGGCGGUGAAGGAUGAGGUCUUGAGAGCAGACAGGCUCAUUUCCACUGAGGAGGCAUUGAAUAGGCACAUCAGCUUUUGCAAGAAGUUCAGGUCAUCCAAUCCCAUGAAGGAGACAGAGCACCCCAUCUUUGCCAUGGGGAAACUGAUCCGGCGCAGCUUGGAUUCGCCGAGGCCCCUCCGGUCAAAUUCAAGCAGCGCUUUGCAAGGGAUCGAUGCGGCCGGGAGAAUCACUAUGCCAUCACUUCUUCGAUCAGGGAGCUGCUUCUCUUCUAUAUCUAGUUGAUUGAGGUAUAAAAGAUAUAUCUAUAUCUAU
Molecule: messenger RNA, 741 nt
Organism: Rhodamnia argentea
Lineage: Eukaryota; Viridiplantae; Streptophyta; Magnoliopsida; Myrtales; Myrtaceae
Exons: 1
Coding region: 184-711 (175 amino acids)
Source: RefSeq, a predicted model, not a curated record